AAUCGAAUGAGCUAUAGAAACUUUAUGUUUUUCAAUGUUGGGCUUCAAUGGGGGGCUAUCUUCACACAGGUCCGUUCGGUACUUUUAAUUUCCGCUAAUCAAGUCGCUCGUAUCAAUGAAUAAGCAACCGUUUACCCGUUUAGCGAUUAGUAUCAUUAUACUACAAGCUUCGCUAAGAAUCAGCGGAUUGUACACGAUUGUCGAAUGUCCGAUGGAAUUGCGAAAAGACAUCGCAGAAUACAGCAAGCCGAAGCCACUGCAAACAAGCUGCACGAUGCAGCUCUUGUGUCCGCCGUUACCGGAAGAUCUGACGAAAUAUGAGAAACGCGAUCAGGGUUAUCAGGUACACGAAGAUCCCGAUGCCGGAACGAUGUGCGAGAUGAAGCUCAAGAUCAAUAUUGUGAGAAACCUGAAUAGAAGUGAGAUAAAAGAGGAAAAUCCGUGCAUCGAGCUCGCACACCACGAACAUCCGGUGUUGUUGCCUCACUCGACUAAUUGUAGCUUGUUUUACAAAUGCGACUGGGGCGUGCCGAUGCUCUUCGAGUGCCCGGAGGAAUUGCACUUCAAUCCCGUUCUUCAAGUGUGCGACUGGGCCUGGCAGGCCAGGUGCGAUUCACCCUGGAACGAUUGCCCGCGACCCUUUCCACGAUGUCCGAUUCAUUACCCGGGCCCGCUGUUAUUACCGCAUCCCUUCCGGUGCGAUCGUUUUUAUCAGUGCAAUUGGGGAACGUCUCGAUUACAGGCGUGUCCCACAGGGCUUUAUUUCGACUCACGUCUCAAAAUGUGCGACUGGCCUUAUAAUUCUAAUUGUCAGAGUUGCUGAUGUCGUAAAAGGCGCGUCGUGUUAUAAAUUAAUUUUUAAAAACACAAAUUUAUACAAUAACAUAA
This is a messenger RNA of Pogonomyrmex barbatus (red harvester ant), 888 nucleotides long. Its product is annotated as putative chitinase 10. Lineage: Eukaryota; Metazoa; Arthropoda; Insecta; Hymenoptera; Formicidae. The record is from RefSeq and is a predicted model, not a curated record. Gene Ontology annotation, cellular component: extracellular region. Gene Ontology annotation, molecular function: chitin binding.